Messenger RNA from Nezara viridula (southern green stink bug), 1200 nucleotides. NCBI's taxonomy places the organism in Eukaryota, Metazoa, Arthropoda, Insecta, Hemiptera, Pentatomidae. The record is from the annotation of a GenBank genome assembly.
AUGGAUGUGAUAACGAGGAGUGGGCGGGGCCUAAACGAGUGGGGGUGGCUAGGCCACGCCCCCUCGCCACGCCUGCACUCAGUCAUGCACGGUCUGGACUACGAGCCGUACCUCCCGGGCACCGAGAACUCCAGGAGGUUCUCUGUGACGUCUCUCCUUCAGCUAGACCAUCACGAGACAGAUGAAGAGGAGUGCGAUGCAGAGGAGAGAAGAAAAGGAGGGAAGCCAAGGAGGGUGAGGACAACCUUCAGUUCCAGCCAGCUGGAGGCGCUGGAGAAGGUCUUCGAGAGGACCCACUACCCGGACGCCUUCGUGAGGGAGGAGUUGGCACGAAGAGUGGGUCUUUCGGAGGCCAGAGUACAGGUUUGGUUUCAAAACAGAAGAGCCAAAUUCCGGCGGAACGAGAGAAGUAUGAGGGGCACUGAUAGCACGCCAGCUGAGCAGCCCCUCGCACCAAGGCCUGGAGUUACAAAUUGGCAGAGCUGUCAACAAUACCCAAUGGUCCAUCAGCAUCCAAACCCACCACCGCCUUGUGCCUUCAUACCCCCAGGCCUGCCAACAUACACCACACCGAGACUGGCGCCUCCACCACCACCUUGCAGCUUACCCUCCAAUGUUGCCAACUUCCGCUUCAGGCCGCAUGAAUAUUAUUCACCCCACAUAUAAUAAUUUAUAAUUUGUUGCCAAUAAUGUAAAUAGUUAUCAUCAACCACUUAUUAUAACCUCUAGGAGUAAGUUUGUUGCAAUGUAAAAAUAAUUAGUUUUGUUUGUAUUCUAGUCUAGAGAGAAACCUGUGUUCUAGAAUGUAAAUUAUUAGUUAUAUGUUAUAUGAGUGCAAGGGUGGACUUUGUGAGGUAAUUUUACUAAAGUAUAUUUUAUGUAGUUAUUCUACGGUUUAUAUAGAUAGAUGAACUUUUACUGCUAGCUAUAAUUUAUAUUUUACAACCUGAUCCUAUGUUAUGAAGGAAAAUAUGUAUUUAGACAUACAAUUAUCAAUAAUUUAAUUAUAAAUUAAUGAAACUAUCAAUCUGUAUAUAUUUAUUUUAAUAAAAAAUAUAAAUUCACAUCUAUAAGCUUCAUUGAAUGACUGAUAUCUAUCCUUAAUGUUUAUCAAUUUGUUAAAUUAUAUUUGGGAAUGAGUUAUCAUAUCCAAAAAUGAGUUAUGACAGCUGAUUGAUAGAAAAACUAAAAUUGAUAAUA